AUGAUUUUACUAGGAGCUAACGUACUAAUUCAAGAUAACAUGAAAGUUGAUGGAGCUCACAGGAUGGAUCUUCAACUCAGUGGAGACUAUCAGUUUUGUUUUGACAACUCGUUCAGUUAUCAGUCUCGUAAGGUAGUUUUCUUCGAAGUUUUCCUUCUGAAUGAACAAGGUCAGUUAGAUCAGCUGGAUUACUCGAGGACGGCUCAACACGAUGUCGAUCUUGAGAAAAAGAUGGAGGAGUUAGGCGUCACUGUAACAGGAUUCCGUCUCUUCCUUCGAAGGCAUGAGGCCCCGAAUCGUGCAGUGAUGAUGCUAAUUUUGGAUCGCAGUGAAGCGUUCUGGAGCUGUACGCAUGACGCUCGUCUAUGCUAG
Cooperia oncophora is the source of this 372-nucleotide messenger RNA. Lineage: Eukaryota; Metazoa; Nematoda; Chromadorea; Rhabditida; Trichostrongylidae. The record is from the annotation of a GenBank genome assembly.